Helianthus annuus (common sunflower) is the source of this 3384-nucleotide messenger RNA. Its product is annotated as ATP-dependent DNA helicase RRM3-like. Gene Ontology annotation, molecular function: DNA helicase activity. The transcript has 3 exons. Gene Ontology annotation, biological process: DNA repair; telomere maintenance. Bases 1 to 3384 code for a protein of 1127 amino acids. The record is from RefSeq and is a predicted model, not a curated record. Lineage: Eukaryota; Viridiplantae; Streptophyta; Magnoliopsida; Asterales; Asteraceae.
AUGAGAGAGUUAUUUGCUUAUCGUAUGCAGGAUCGGAUAAAUCAGUUUUCGUUAAUCUUGAAUUCUAAGAGGCUAUUCCAGCAGUUCUUGGUUAAUGUUUAUACUAUGAUAGAGAGCGAGAGACUUAGCUAUAUACGAUAUCAACAGAAAGAUCUUAGGUCUGACACAUAUGAAAGCCUCCGUAAAUUAAAAACACACGGUCAAGAUGAUAUAUCUAAGGCUGGAAAACGUGUCUUCUUGCCAUCUUCCUUUACUGGUGGAGCACGAUAUAUGAUGCAAAACUAUUUAGACGCUAUGGCUCUGUGUAAAUGCUUUGGUUAUCCGGAUUUUUUUAUAACCAUAACAUGCAAUCCCAAAUGGCCAGAAGUUCAACGCUUUCUCAAAGACACCAAUCUCAGUCCGGAAGAUAGGCCUGAUAUCCUUUCCAGAUUGUUCAAAAUUAAGCUUGAUUCAAUUUGCAAAGAUUUAAAAAAGAAUCAUCUAUUUGGCAAAGCUUCAGCAGUUGUUUACAAAAUCGAGUUUCAAAAACGUGGUUUGCCUCAUGCCCAUUUAUGCUUAUUCAUGGAGCCUGAAUCGAAAUUACCUACGAUGGACCAUGUUGAUGCAUUUAUAUGCGCAGAAAUACCAGACAGAAAUCAAGAUCCAGAAUUAUUCAUGCUUGUGAAAGAAUAUAUGAUACACGGUCCAUGUGGUAAUGCUAGGUUGAGCUCUCCAUGUAUGGUUGAUAGGAAGUGUUCAAAAGGCUUUCCCAAAGACUUUCAAGAUCAUACUACACUAGAUUCAAACGGGUUUCCAUUAUACAGAAGGAGAAACAAUGGCGCUGUUGUUGUGAAAAAUAAAAUUGACCUUGAUAACAGAAGUGUGGUACCGUACAACAAAAAAUUAUUGAAAAGGUAUCAAGCUUAUAUAAAUGUUGAAUGGUGCAAUCAGGCCGCUUCGAUAAAGUAUCUGUUUAAAUACAUUAAUAAAGGGCCUGAUAGAGCCACUAUAGCUGUUGUGCAAAGCGAUAAUCAAUCUGAAGAACAAGUACAAGACGAGAUAAAAGAGUAUUACGAUUGUCGGUAUAUAUCAGCUUGCGAAGCAUCUUGGAGGAUAUUUGCCAAUGAAGUGCAUUAUAAAAGACCUUCUGUUAUGAGACUUCCGUUCCAUCUACCUGGCCAACAACCUGUUGUUUUCGGACCUGACGAGGAUAUUAACUAUGUUCUAAACAAACCAUCUGUUAAAUCUUCAAUGUUUCUCUCAUGGAUGGAACGUAAUAAAGACCCAAAUGACACGUUGGCCCGUACACUUACAUAUGUUCAGUUCCCCAAUUAUUAUGUUUGGAAGCUUGAUAAGCGAGUCUGGGAACCUAGACAAAGGAAAACAGCAAUUGGCAGGAUUCAUUCCGUCCCUCCGUCACUAGGUGAAGCUUAUUUUUUGAGAAUUCUGCUUAACAAGGUCAGAGGACCAACAUCGUUUGAUGACAUUAAAACAGUUAAUGGUCAUGUUUACGAUACAUAUAGAGAUGCUUGCUACGCGCUCGGUCUUUUGGAUGACGACUCCGAGUAUGUGGAGGCAAUAAAGGAAGCAAGUUUAUCAGGAAGCGCUUCAUAUAUUCGUAAUUUAUUUUGUACCAUGCUGUUAUCCAGUAGUCUUUCUAGACCUGAGGUUGUUUGGGAAAGUUCAUGGAAAUACAUGACAGACGAUUUUUUAUAUAGACUUCAGAAAUACCAUCGAGUUACAGUGUUAUCAAUUCCGGAGCACCAACUGAAAAACUAUGCUUUGUGCGAGAUUGAGAAGUUUUUACUGCGAAAUAAUUCAUCCUUGCGAAGAUUUCAAACAAUGCCAUUUCCAGAUAUGUCGUCUUUAGGUAGUUCAGAUAGUCGUUUGAUAUACGAGGAGCGGGCCUAUAAUAUAACACAUCUUGGAAAUCUUUACGAUAGUCAGUUGACAAUGUUAACUGAUGAACAACGCUCUGUGUUUGAAGAAAUUAUGGCAGCAGUUAACGGUGAUAACGGUGGGAUUUUUUUCCUUUACGGCUAUGGUGGAACAGGUAAAACAUUUCUAUGGAAGACAUUGUCCGCUGCAAUUAGAUCAAAAGGUCAAAUCGUCUUAAAUGUGGCUUCAAGUGGAAUUGCAUCGUUGUUGUUAGAUGGUGGCAGGACUGCACAUUCCAGGUUUCACAUACCUUUGAAUCUUACUGAAGACUCUGUAUGUAAUAUAAAACCAGAAAGUGACGUGUCUAAAUUACUGCAUGAGACGAAAUUAAUAAUUUGGGAUGAAGCACCUAUGGUACACAAACAUGCAUUCGAAGCACUGGAUAGAACACUGAAUGACGUUUUCAACAUCGACCAAUCUCUCAAUUCAGACAUACGGUUUGGAGGUAAGGUAAUUGUUUUUGGUGGCGAUUUUAGACAAAUAUUACCUGUCGUUCCAAACGGUGGAAGACAAGAGAUUGUUAAUGCCUCCUUAUGUUCGUCUUACUUGUGGAGUAAAUGUAAAUUGCUAAGAUUAACAAGAAACAUGAGGUUAAUCGUUGGAAGGUUGACGGCAGAUAUUGAAGAAAUAAACAGUUUUGCCAAAUGGCUUUUGGAUUUGGGUGAGGGUAAUGUUGGUGGUCCAAAUGAUGGGGAAGCAACUAUUCAAAUUCCAGAAGAUCUUCUUAUUACUGAUGAAGCCGACCCAAUUGCAAGUUUAAUUGAUUUUGUUUAUCCAUCAAUCUUGCAAAACAUCAACAACCAUAAUUAUUUCAGUGAGCGCGCUAUACUUGCACCGAAGAAUGAUGUUGUGCAUGAGAUUAAUGACAGGUUGCUAUCAAUGUUUCCUGGUGAAGAAAGAGAGUAUCUUAGCUCUGACAGUCUUUGUCCGACCGAAGAUGUAAAUGCUACACAACAAAGAAUAUACUCUCCGGAUGUGCUCAAUGGUCUUAAAAUAUCAGGCUUACCAAAUCAUAGGUUGGUGCUAAAAGUUGGUGUUCCCGUAAUGUUAUUACGAAAUAUUGACCAUCGGAAUGGUUUGUGCAACGGUACAAGGCUACAAGUAAAAAAGCUGUACAACCGUGUAAUAGAAGCCGAGAUAAUAUCUGGUACAAAUAUUGGUACUUCUACAUAUAUACCUCGAAUUAAUUUGAUUCCUUCUGAUAAAAAGAUUCCUUUUGCUUUUCAAAGGAGACAAUUUCCACUUUCCGUAUGUUUUGCGAUGACAAUAAACAAAAGUCAAGGCCAGUCUCUUUCUAAAGUUGGUUUGUACCUGAAACAACCCGUCUUCUCUCAUGGUCAAUUGUAUGUUGCUUUGUCAAGGGUGAAAACAAGAGAUGGGGUCAAACUACUCAUACUUGACAACAAUGGAAAACCGACAGAUAAAACAAGUAAUGUUGUUUAUAAAGAGAUUUUCAACGAAUUGUAA